GUUCUGUAGUACAGCCACAGCCAUAUCAAUCCAUCCAUUUUACCACCGGCAGUGGGUUUCGUUUGUCGCACGGCGUAAACUAUUCUUACACCGUGGUUUGUCGAGUUGAGGCACGUGUGAAGCGCACACACCACUUGCCGGCCGGGUCAUGGCAUCGCGAAGCGCUCUGCGAAUCUUCGUGGGCAAUUUGCCGUGGACGAUCGGCAGAAAGGAACUACGUGAACACUUCUCACAGUUUGGCUACGUGGCGUCUUCUAAUGUCAUUUUUGACAAGAAGACCGGGAUGUCGAAGGGCUUUGGAUUUGUUACAUUUGGCAAUCGUGAUGGCUUCAUUAGCGCCACAAAGCAACAACAGCACGUUCUUGAAAACUUUACACUAUCUGUCCAUCCUGCAACAAACUCAUAGGCGCUGCAUCAGAGAACCUUUCAUGUAGAUACACAAACUGAAAUAAACACAUUGUCUCUAAUCGCUACACAAC
Rhipicephalus microplus (southern cattle tick) is the source of this 479-nucleotide messenger RNA. Its product is annotated as SRA stem-loop-interacting RNA-binding protein, mitochondrial. The record is from RefSeq and is a predicted model, not a curated record. NCBI's taxonomy places the organism in Eukaryota, Metazoa, Arthropoda, Arachnida, Ixodida, Ixodidae. Gene Ontology annotation, molecular function: RNA binding. Gene Ontology annotation, cellular component: nucleus.